UACUUGUCAUCCCCUCCCUUUUCUGCUUCCCAGACACUGAGUCUGGGAUGAAAAUUCACCUGCCUCUGAGUUGGCCACUGUGGGGGCAGGGUGUUACUUGGAUUCCCAGGUUGGAAGAUUAUCUCACCAGCCCUAGCUAUAUAAGCUGACCAGUGUCGAGGGGGUCAGCAGGGGCUCAAGGGAUUCAAUCCACAGAAGAGAAGCAUACAGACUAACUUCAAGCUGACAUGAUGGUACUCAAAGUAGAAGAGCUGGUCACAGGGAGGAAGAAUGGCAGUGGGGAGACAGCAGAGUUCCUUCCUGAGGAUUUCAGAAAUGGAGAAUAUGAAACUGCUGUUACCUUAGAGAAGCAAGAAGAUCUGAAAACACUUCCAGCACAUUCUCUGAGUCUAGGGGAGCAGCAAUGGAAAAUCGAGAAACAACGAGAGGCAGAGCUCAAGAAGAAAAAACUUGAACAAAGAUCAAAGCUUGAAAAUUUAGAAGAUCUUGAAGUGAUCAUUCAACUGAAGAAGAGGAAAAAAAUUAAAAAAACGAAAGUUCCAGUUGUGAAGGAACCUGAGCCUGAAUUCAUUACGGAACCUGUAGAUGUGCCUAAGUUUCUCAAGGCUGCCCUGGAGAAUAAACUGCCAGUAGUAGAAAAAUUCUUGUCAGACAAGAACAAUCCAGAUGCCUGUGAUGAGUAUAAACGGACAGCGCUUCAUAGAGCAUGUUUAGAAGGACAUUUGGCAAUUGUGGAGAAGUUAAUGGAAGCAGGAGCCCGGAUCGAAUUCCGUGAUAUGCUUGAAUCCACAGCUCUCCAUUGGGCAAGUCGUGGAGGAAACCUGGAUGUCUUGAAAUUGUUGCUGAACAAAGGAGCAAAAAUCAAUGCCCGGGAUAAGCUGCUCAGCACAGCACUACAUGUGGCGGUGAGGACAGGACACUACGAGUGUGCAGAGCACCUCAUCGCCUGUGAGGCCGACCUCAAUGCCAAAGACAGAGAAGGAGACACCCCCCUGCACGACGCAGUGAGACUGAAUCGUUACAAGAUGAUCAGACUCCUUAUCAUGUAUGGUGCUGACCUCAACAUCAAGAACUGUGCUGGGAAGACCCCCAUGGACCUAGUGCUCCACUGGCAGAAUGGCACCAAAGCAAUAUUCGACAGCCUCAAAGAGAACUCUUACAAGACCUCUCGCAUAGCCACAUUCUGAAGAAAUGACUCAUCCACCGCUCUUCACCAUAAAAAAAUAAAUAAAAAAUAAAUCAGACGCGGCCCCAAAGAAGAGCAGCUAGUCAUAAAAUGCAGCCUUUGUUUAUCAACCUGCUGUAAAACUGCACCUACCAAAGUUUGGAGAAAGCACAAGGAUAUAGGCAUUGAUAUUUCCCUUAGAAAAACUCACUUAUUUAUUUUUACUUAUUACUGUUUACUUAUUUAUUUUACUUACUUUGAUAGCCACUGAUACGCACAUCUUUCACGAGCAUCCAUUUGGUGAGCAAUAUUUGCACAACACUCCAGAACCUUCCCUAGUCCUUAAGUCAUGUGACUGAGUAGUGCUCUCAGCAUCUGGCAUUUCAAGGUGUUUCUGAAAGACAAAAGGCGAUGAUUGUAACCCACUUUUCUCCUGAAAUUUUUAUGCUAAAACUGAAGGCAAUAAAAGGCAUGUAGUGACAGGAAAGAAAAGGAAUUGACUGUGAGGAGGGCCAUGAAGCUGUUUGACAUCUGGGCCUGGUAUAUCUUGCCAAGUCAUGCCCUACACCUAGUUGAAGAGAACUUUCUGAAUGUGAGCAGAGCUCUGUGGAAGGAGCUGGCAGCUGGGCCAUGCAGAGGGAAUUUGAGAAUAAAAGAUGAAAGGGACUGAAAAUUGUAAAUGUGUAAAUGUAUAUUAUGAUGUAUGAAUAUUUUAUAUUCAUAAUAAAAGCAAGUGAAUUCUAA
This is a messenger RNA of Erinaceus europaeus (western European hedgehog), 1909 nucleotides long. RefSeq names its product ankyrin repeat domain 1 (gene ANKRD1). The transcript has 9 exons. Gene Ontology annotation, cellular component: nucleus. Gene Ontology annotation, biological process: regulation of transcription by RNA polymerase II. NCBI's taxonomy places the organism in Eukaryota, Metazoa, Chordata, Mammalia, Eulipotyphla, Erinaceidae. The record is from RefSeq and is a predicted model, not a curated record. The coding region runs from base 228 to 1187 and encodes 319 amino acids. Gene Ontology annotation, molecular function: RNA polymerase II-specific DNA-binding transcription factor binding.